GUAGCGGGGGAUUGAGUAUAGGGCAGGCUGGGGAGUUUGACUACUCCGGGUCUCAGGCAAUAAAAGCUUUGAAGGAGCACAAUGUCUUUGUUGUGCUCGUCAACCCAAACAUUGCUACUGUGCAGACAUCCAAGCAAAUGGCCCAUAAGGUCUAUUUCUUACCGGUAACGCCGCAGUUUGUGUCGGAGGUGAUUGAUAAGGAAAGGCCUCAAGGCGUUCUCUGCUCCUUCGGUGGACAGACAGCGCUGAACUGUGUGGUUGAGCUGCACCGCACCGGGGUAUUGAAGAAGUACGACUGCCAGGUCCUCGGCACGCCAAUAGAGAGAAGCUGCAGCAGCCCUUCUGUGAACAGCAGCAGCAGAAGUUGCUGCGUUCAUCUAAGCAACAGCAGCAUCAGCAGCAGCAGCAGCACCUUAGCCAGGUGCACGAACAGCAGCAACAGCAGCAGCAGCAGCAGCAGGAAGUGCGCUGCUUGUGUGCUGCAGACAAUCAUAUCAACUGAAGACCGCGAGCUAUUUGCAAAGAAGCUGAAGGAGAUAGGAGAGGAGGUGGCGCCCUCAGCAGCAGCAACAAAUGCAGAGGAGGCUGCUGCUGCAGCAGCAGCAAUCGGAUAUCCAGUUUUGCUGCGCGCGGCAUUUGCGCUGGGAGGCCUUGGGUCAGGAUUUGCAGAAGAUGAGGCCUCUCUGCGUCGUCUCUGUGCGGAUGCUUUCGCGCAUUCUUCACAGGUGUUUAUAGACAGAAGUUUGAAGGGCUGGAAGGAAGUGGAGUACGAAGUUGUGAGAGACGCAAAAGACAACUGCGUCGCCAUCUGCAACAUGGAGAACCUCGACCCUCUAGGUUGGGGGGAGGAGGCAAACAGAGACACCGAAAGAGACAUAGAGAGACAGAAGGAGACACAGAGACAGAGACAGAAAAGCAUCCACACCGGAGACUCCAUCGUUGUCGCUCCCUCUCAGACUCUGAGCAACGAGGAGUACUACCGUUUGCGAGAGUGCGCGUUAAAAGUAAUUCGUCAUUUGGGUAUUGUUGGCGAGUGCAACAUUCAAUAUGCCUUAGACCCCAACUCGAAUAAAUAUUAUAUUGUAGAGGUAAAUGCGCGGCUGUCGCGCAGCAGCGCUUUGGCUUCAAAGGCGUCGGGAUACCCGUUGGCGUACAUCGCAGCGAAGUUGGCGUUGGGUUUGGAUUUGCUGCAGCUUAGCAACGAAGUAACGAAGGAGACAUCUGCUUGCUUUGAACCCGCCUUUGACUACGUGGUCACGAAAGUGCCCAGGCAAGCAGUGAAAAGGAGACAGUGGGACAUGAAGAAAUUCGAUGAGGCGGAUCCGUUUAUGGGGUCGGCUAUGAAAAGUGUAGGCGAGGUGAUGGCGAUUGGCCGCACGUUUGAGGAGUCUCUUCAGAAGGCUUUAAGGAUGGUCAAGGGCGAGGCCAACGGCUUCGAUGAACGGAUGUACCCCCAACUGUCUCCGCGUGGGGGAGACGAUCCCACGUUGGCGCGGGAGCGACUGGAGGAGGAGUUGGCGAGGCCGUCUGCUGCUCGCAUUUGGGCCUUGGCUGAGGCCCUGGCGCAGGGGUAUUCUGUGGAGCGGCUGCAUGCACUGACCCGCAUCGACCGUUGGUUUAUUGCCAAGUUGCAGCACAUACACCAGAUUAAGCAGCAGCUUUCAUCGAGGUCUCUAACUCAACUCACGCGUGCAGAUCUUAUCUUCGUUAAAAAAUACGGGUUUAAUGGGGGUCAUUGGGUGUACACACGGUUGGCGCUCUUGCAGCAGAAGGGCGCUUACAAAGAGGCGUCUACGCCUUGGGCUGGCAGCGAGACGGGGACUCCGCGGGGCAGGAAUAUGUGGCAGCAGCAGCAGCAGCAGCAGAAGCAGCAGCAGCAGAAGCAGCAGAAGCAAGACUGGGAGUGGAGAUCGUCCCCUUACAUUAUCCCGCAGCCGGGGUCUAUCCUCAGCAGUCUCUGCAGCUCACGAGAAGCAGCAGCUUCAAAAAAAGCUGAGCCAACGCCUAUCUCCGACUGCUACGUCGUCCUUGGAUGCGGUUGUUACUGCAUCGGCAGCAGCGUGGAGUUUGACUGGUCAGCUGUCUCUUGCAUUUCUACUCUGCGCUCUCUCGGCCACAGAGCGAUUGUGGUGAAUUGCAAUCCUGAGACAGUGUCUACUGACUACGACGUCAGCGACAGGCUGUACUUUGAAGACCUGACGUUGGAGACAGUCUCCACCAUAUGGAAGCUGGAGCAGCCUCGCGGUGUAAUCAUCUCUGUGGGUGGGCAGACACCCAACAAUUUGUGCAAUGCACUUCGCAGCAGAGGAGUUGGAAUCAUGGGGACAGACGUGAGUGCAAUUGACUGCUGCGAAGACCGCCACAAAUUCAGCCGUCUCUGCGAUGAACUCCGCAUUGAUCAACCCGCGUGGAGCGAAUUUUCUACCUUUGAAACUGCACAGGAAUUCAGCAAAAAGGUGGGGUUCCCGGUGCUGGUGCGUCCAUCUUACGUGUUGAGCGGCGCAGCAAUGCGGGUGGUGAUGAACGACCAGCAGCUGAAGGAGUUUCUGCAGGUCGCUGCCGUUGUAUCGGGGGACAGCCCCGUAGUUAUCUCUAAGUUCAUCAGCAAUGCCAAAGAGGUUGAGUUCGACAGCGUUGCCAACAACGGAGAAAUUUUAAACUACGCCAUCAGCGAACAUGUUGAAAAUGCAGGGACCCAUUCAGGAGACGCCACUUUAAUUCUUCCGGCGCAGAAACUCUACGUGGAGACCAUCAGACGAGUUCAGAAGAUUGCUCAGAGGCUCGCUAGGGCUCUCAAUGUGUCCGGCCCCUUUAACAUUCAGUUCAUUUGCAAGAACAACGAAGUAAAGAUCAUCGAAUGCAACCUCAGGGCCUCCCGGACUUUCCCCUUCAUCAGCAAGUGCUUCGGCGUCGACUUCAUUGAACAAGCCACCAAGGUAAUGGUGGGGGCGCCAGUGACUGCGGAGGCGAUCCACUUGACGGCUUUGGAAUUCGUCUGCGUGAAGGUCCCCGUCUUUUCUUUCAGCAGACUCAGAGGCUGCGAUCCCUUGCUAGGCGUCGAAAUGAGAAGCCCUCUUUGGUCGAAGGUGGAUUUCUUCCCCUUUGCACUGCGACUCCUUCGACUUGGAUUUACCAUAUACGCCACAGAAGGGACAUUUGACUUCUUGCAAAAGGGUAUAAAGAGACUGUCUGAAGUUGGAUCAGACGAAAUAGCAGAAGAAGAAUUCGAGGGAGAGGGGCCUUGGGGAGGGCUGCUGCCAGCGCGUGUAGAAGAUGGAGACAGUCAGAUGGGCCCCCUAAAUGGGGCCUCCUUACUGGGUAGCCCUACGGAUGGGCCUUUCAGCGACGACGGAGACAGUGAGGGGCCCCUUACAGAUGGAUGGUGGGGCCCCAUAGGGGGGGCCCCAUCCGAGGGGUCUCCUUUAGGGGGGACCCCCUUAAAGGCCUUGGGUACCCAGAUUAUUGCUGUAGCGAAGAAGGAGGCGCACAGCAACAUACGCAUCACCGCCAAAGAAGCUAUUGAAAAAGGUCUGGUGGAGAUGGUUAUAAACGUGCCAGGGCAGACAAACCACCGAGCGAUAUCUUCGGGGUACCGCAUUAGAAGGGCUGCAAUAGACUCGGGGGUGCCUCUUCUAACCGACUUAAAAGUUGCUGCUCUUUUCGUUGAAAGCAUUGCAAAGAAAAUAUACCGUGAACAAGAACACCAGCGCUUCUGGGAGGUUCGUGCCUGGGAUGAGUAUUAG
Eimeria acervulina is the source of this 3743-nucleotide messenger RNA. RefSeq names its product carbamoyl phosphate synthetase II, putative. NCBI's taxonomy places the organism in Eukaryota, Apicomplexa, Conoidasida, Eucoccidiorida, Eimeriidae. The transcript has 32 exons. Gene Ontology annotation, cellular component: cytoplasm. Gene Ontology annotation, biological process: L-glutamine metabolic process. The annotation marks the transcript as partial. Gene Ontology annotation, molecular function: ATP binding; metal ion binding. The record is from RefSeq and is a predicted model, not a curated record.